ACAAACACCAAUAUAAGAAGUCAACAUUUCAAAGCCAACCAAAAAGACCCGGCUGGCCGAAGCAAACAAAGUAAGGAGAAAAUAAAUUCAAAAAACGGAGUAGAUCUAGUUCUCUUUGUAGAUCUGAUUUUUUUUCUCCGAUCAACGGUGAAAAGUUCCUUUUUUUUUUCAUGGCGAUGAUGACCUGCCGUUCUCUGUUGCUUUUACUUUUGGUCUCACUUUUUGUUUCUUUUGGUUUCGCCGAGAUCCGUUUCACGGAGAUCCGAUCCGAUGUCCGACCCAUAAUACCUUUCGAUGAGUUCGGAUUCACUCACAACGGCCGCCUUGAACUCAACCUCUCUCAGAUCGAUCUCUCCGGCAAGAACCUCGACUUGAACAAAAUCGGAUUCUUCCUCUGCACGCGCGACACGUGGUUCCACGUGCUUGAACAACUCAAUGACCACCAUGUCACGUGCGCUCUCGAUUCCGACCUCGUCAAGGUCGUCUUCAGGUUCGAAUCUCUCAAGGGGAAAACGAGCGUCAACGCCGUUUUCCCAGUAAACAACGCUGACCAGUACACCCUACUCUUCGCUAAUUGUUUGACUCAAGUCAAAGUAUCGAUGACAGUCCGAUCGGCGAUGUACAAUCUUGAAGGGAAGCAAAAUAGCCGUGAUUAUCUCUCCGCCGGCAAAACGAUUCUCCCUAGGGUUUACUUCCUUUUAUCCCUCGUUUAUUUCAGUCUCGCAGGGAUUUGGGUUUACUUUCUUUACAAAAAACGACUCACCGUGUUCCGAAUCCAUUUCUUUAUGCUUGCCGUCAUUGUUUUAAAAGCCUUUAAUCUCGUGUUUGAAGCCGAGGAUAAAUCUUAUAUCAAACGAACCGGAAGUGCUCAUGGUUGGGAUGUUUUGUUUUACAUCUUCAGUUUCUUGAAAGGGAUCAUGCUUUUCACGCUCAUCGUUUUGAUCGGCACCGGUUGGUCGUUUUUGAAACCUUAUUUGCAGGACAAAGAAAAGAAGGUUUUAAUGAUCGUGAUUCCACUUCAAGUUGUUGCUAACAUCGCCCAAGUCGUCAUCGAUGAGGCCUCCCCUUUUGGUCAAGAUAGGGUCACAUGGAAGCAACUGUUUUUGCUUGUUGAUGUUAUUUGUUGUUGCGCUGUGUUGUUCCCUAUCGUUUGGUCGAUUAAGAACCUGCGUGAGGCGGCUCGAACGGAUGGGAAAGCUGCGGUGAAUUUGAUGAAAUUGACUCUGUUUAGGCAGUAUUACGUUGUGGUGAUCUGUUAUAUUUACUUCACUCGUGUUGUGGUUUAUGCUUUGGAGACGAUUACUUCGUAUAAGUAUCUAUGGACCGCUGUGUUGGCCGGAGAAUUGGCCACUCUUGCCUUUUAUGUGUUUACUGGGUAUAAAUUCAAGCCAGAGGCGCAUAACCCAUAUUUUGCCAUCGAUGGUGAAGACGAAGAGGCUGCUGCAGAGCAGUUGAAGCUUGAAGAUGAGUUUGAAUUGUGAAACCAAUCAUCGAGAACAAUAUAAACAAUGAUUGAAGUUAGCAAAUACAAUUGGGACAUUGAGGUAAAACCCAGAUUCUUAAACUUCGAUGAUUCAUAUACUUGUUUUUCUUUACUUGUUAUGCUUUUUUUUUCUUUUUUUGAUCUACUUGGUAGGAUAAUAUUAAACUUUGAUGCACGUUUGUGAACUUGAUAGCUUGUGUAACUAAUAAAUAAAUAAUGCUAUAUUUUUUGUUCAAA
Gossypium raimondii (Peruvian cotton) is the source of this 1720-nucleotide messenger RNA. RefSeq names its product protein CANDIDATE G-PROTEIN COUPLED RECEPTOR 7-like. Gene Ontology annotation, cellular component: Golgi apparatus; membrane. Gene Ontology annotation, biological process: transport. The record is from RefSeq and is a predicted model, not a curated record. The transcript has a single exon. Bases 171 to 1481 code for a protein of 436 amino acids. Lineage: Eukaryota; Viridiplantae; Streptophyta; Magnoliopsida; Malvales; Malvaceae.